AUGGAAGCUGUGCAAAAAGAACACGAUCGGAUCCUCAAGAAGACCAAAGGGUCUCAAGGGAUUAACAAUGUCCAAUCGACCAUCGAUCUAUUACAGUCGGCCCGAGAUGCCAUAGCUACGGAUCCAACCUCUGCGGCUGUCACCUUAGCCAAGCUUCAGAAUCCUGUGAAAUCAUCCUUUGACUCAAUUAAUGACAGCUUGAAAGAGACUCAUAGUAGCCUGAACAAGUACACCAAGUCUCUGGACAAGUUGUUCAAAGAUCGACCCCUCCCGACCACCGAACACGAUGCUCUCUCCUCACAGGAUACCCUGAUUAACCGGGCCAUCGCGAUGCAUCUUCUCCGGGAAGGACAGUUCGGUGUGGCGUCCGCCUUCCUGGAUGAGAUCGCAGAGCAAAGGCCGACCGAACACCCGCCCACCGAGCCCAAGCAGCCGAGACGGGUGCAGUUUGAGAGCGACCCCAGCAAACCCGGCAGCAUCCUCGACCCUCACGACGUCCCUUCGGCCGAGGUCCGCAACCAGUUUGCUUCAAUGUACUACAUUCUCCAGCAGCUCCAAGAUAACCGAAACCUGCUCCCCGCUAUCGAAUGGUCGAGAGAGCACCGCGAGGCAUUGGAAGCCCGGGGCAGCAAUCUCGAAUUCGAACUCUGUCGCCUCCAGUACGUCUGGCUGUACCACGGUGCGGGCAACCCGGGUACCGUCAGCGGCUGGGCUGCCGCGCUGGAGUAUGCGCGUCGAGAGUUCCACAGCUUUGUACCGCGCUAUCUGCGUGAGGUCCAGCAGCUCGUAGGAGCAAUGGCCUACACUCCCAACCUCGGGGGAUCCCCCUACGCCUCCUUGUUCAAUAACCCUUCUGCCUGGAACGAUGUAGCCACCUUCUUCACCCGAGAGUUCUGUUCGCUGCUGGGCCUGUCGGCUGAUUCACCCCUUUACAUUGCUGCGACUGCGGGUGCCAUCGCGCUGCCGACGUUGUUGAAGCUACAGACCAUCAUGAAGGCGAAGCGCACGGAAUGGACGACUGAAAACGAGCUGCCGGUCGAGAUCUCUCUCCCGCCUCAAUAUCUCUUCCAUUCCAUCUUCGUUUGCCCUGUGUCUAAGGAGCAGGCGACUGAUGACAACCCACCUAUGAUGAUGCCGUGUGGUCACGUCAUUGCGCACGAGUCGUUGAAGCGACUGGGCAAGGGUAACCGGUUCAAAUGCCCGUACUGCCCCAGUGAAAGUCACCCGAAAGACGCUCGCAAAGUGUUCUUGUGA
Penicillium salamii is the source of this 1254-nucleotide messenger RNA. The record is from the annotation of a GenBank genome assembly. NCBI's taxonomy places the organism in Eukaryota, Fungi, Ascomycota, Eurotiomycetes, Eurotiales, Aspergillaceae.